This is a messenger RNA of Tigriopus californicus, 414 nucleotides long. RefSeq lists its product as uncharacterized. The record is from RefSeq and is a predicted model, not a curated record. NCBI's taxonomy places the organism in Eukaryota, Metazoa, Arthropoda, Copepoda, Harpacticoida, Harpacticidae. The transcript has a single exon. Bases 1 to 414 code for a protein of 137 amino acids.
AUGGCCGAAUCAAAGGAUAGUUUGGUCGUGGACCCUGUUAUUUCGGCUCUACCAUCUCAGUCUUCACUCUCUUUGGUCUCGGUCAAACUGCCUCCCUUUUGGGCAGUGCAACCCAAGGUGUGGUUUGCCCAAGCCGAGGCUCAAUUCGUGCUGCGAGGCAUAGUGACGAAGGAGACAAAGUAUCAGUACCUUGUGGCUUCUUUGGAUCAAGAUGCUGCGAAACGGGUUGUCGACCUAAUCUCGGAUCUUCCUUCAAAAGGAAAGUACGAGAUGUUGAAGACCCGGUUAUUGGCCACCUUUUCCCUUUCGCCUUAUCGAAUGGCCCAACUCCUUUUGGAGACCUUGCCCUUGGGGGACAGGCGCCCUUCACACCCGCCUACAUCGAAAGUGGGGAAAGAAGGCUUUUCGUUGUGA